UUUUACCGCAUCAAAUUUUGGUCGGCCGCCGAAUUGCUAACUAGGCUAAUAAGUAGGUUGCCAGUGAUAACUUCCUCCACCGGUAUGCUAACAUUUUCACCUUACGCAGUUUUAGGCUUUAAAUGGGAUCGGGAAGACCUCAGUGGUAAGUAGGUUCUAGAACGACCAGAAGGCUGGAAUAACGAAAAGUUGGGUUCCGUUUUUUCUCUUAUAGAAUGACGGGUUGAGUCAGGAUUUUUUUAUUAUUACAUUUCCUGCAUUAUUCAAUAGGAAAAUUGAAUCAAAACAGAUUUGUAAAAUUUGUACCGAGAAUUCUUCGGUUGUCUUGGGGAUCUUAGCAAAUCAUCUGAUUUUCUGGUUAGGAACUUAGGAUCACAUCAGAGUUGCUUUUUCUUUUAUUUGCAAUCUUCAGAGUACUUUUUGGCAGUCUAUUUAUUUAAUGGCAGAGGAAGGACAAAAGGUUACACUGAAUGUAUAUGAUUUAAGUCAAGGACUUGCUCGUCAACUCUCUACAACAUUUUUAGGCAGAGCAAUUGAAGGAAUUUGGCACACAGGUAUAGUUGUGUUUGGGAGUGAAUACUACUUUGGGGGAGGUAUACAACAUUCUCCUGUUGGAACCACCCCAUACGGAAAACCUAUCAAGGAGUUAGAUUUGGGUGUCACACAUGUGCCCAAGGAGAUUUUUGAAGAGUAUUUACAGGAGAUCAGUCCUCGGUAUACAGCUGAAACCUACAAUUUGCUCAGACACAAUUGCAAUAACUUCAGUAAUGAGGUUGCCCUAUUUUUAGUGGGCACCAACAUACCCGACUACAUACUGGAGCUACCUAAUGAUGUUUUGAGUAGCCCUAUGGGUGCUAUGAUAUUACCCAUGAUACAACAACUAGAGACAACAUUGAGAUCCGGUGCUGUUCCCCAAGUCCCUCAGCUCAGACCUACUUCCUCAAGUCAGCAGCCUUCAUUUUCAGUCCCAACACCUGCCUCAUCAGCAAGAGAAAUAGCUAGUGGUACGGGUAAUCCACUGGGUUCUGAUGGGAAGACUUCUACUGCGGAAACGCCAGAGAAGAAAAAGACAAACAGUGGUGGGGAUCCUCUUGGGGAUGCAAGAUUGAAGAUGCAGGAGGAAAUCACUGCUGAGUUCGCGGCGAUCAUGGCAUCCGGAACAUUACGCGCAAGUGAGGCAGCUGCACUUGCCACCAGAAGAGUAAUGGAGAGACACGGACUAGAAAAUAGUGGUGUUAUGUCACAGAGAUAGGAGAAGGGGAGAGAGAGAUCGCGUUUCUACCGCUUUCACUCAAUGGGAAAUGUUGAAUGAAUAGUAUUUUUUUUUAAACUUUGGGGCUUGGGCGAUAACGAAUCUGAAGUGGCAACUGAAAAUUAUAUUAAUGAAUAGCAAUUCUAUCAUCUGAAAAAGACCAACAUUUUAA
Papaver somniferum (opium poppy) is the source of this 1424-nucleotide messenger RNA. RefSeq names its product desumoylating isopeptidase 1-like. The record is from RefSeq and is a predicted model, not a curated record. Gene Ontology annotation, biological process: protein modification by small protein removal. Bases 440 to 1252 code for a protein of 270 amino acids. Lineage: Eukaryota; Viridiplantae; Streptophyta; Magnoliopsida; Ranunculales; Papaveraceae. Gene Ontology annotation, molecular function: peptidase activity. The transcript is spliced from 5 exons.